AUGUACAAACAGCAACUGAGCAGAGAGCGGGAUCGUCAGCGAGCAAAGGCACUCGAAGAGUUGAUGGAGGAAAAUGAUCGGUGGAACGAGGAGCGCAGGGAUGCAGCAAAGAGCGACAUUCGCAGAAUUGUGAACGCAGCUGGAAAAUCCAACCCAGAACUCAGAAAGGAAAAGAUUUAUUUUUGGGAGAAAAGAUUCAUCGAGGAUAAAGAAGACGAAACCACACUUUCUCCGAAGAAAACGAUUUUGCGUAAAAACGAUCUGAGGAAAAGCGGAGACAGCAGCCCCAUGUACAAACAGCAACUGAGCACAGAACGAGAUCGUCAGCUCGAAGAGUUGAUGGAGAAAAAUGCUCGGUGGAACGAGGAGCGCAGGGAUGCAGCAAAGAGCGACAUUCGCAGAAUUGUGAACGCAGCUGGAAAAUCCAACCCAGAACUCAGAAAGGAAAAGAUUUAUUUUUGGGAGAAAAGAUUCAUCGAGGAUAAAGAAGACGAAACUACACUUUCUCCGAAGAAAACGAUUUUGCGUAAAAAUGAUCUGAGGAAAAGCGGAGACAGCAGCCCCAUGUACAAACAGCAACUGAGCACAGAACGGGAUCGUCAGCUCGAAGAGUUGAUGGAGAAAAAUGCUGGGUGGAACGAGGAGCGCAGGGAUGCAGCAAAGAGCGACAUUCGCACAAUUGUGAACGCAGCUGGAAAAUCCAACCCAGAACUCAGAAAAGACAGCAGCCCCAUGUACAAACAGCAACUGAGCACAGAACGGGAUCGUCAGCUCGAAGAGUUGAUGGAGAAAAAUGCUGGGUGGAACGAGGAGCGCAGGGAUGCAGCAAAGAGCGACAUUCGCACAAUUGUGAACGCAGCUGGAAAAUCCAACCCAGAACUCAGAAAAGACAGCAGCCCCAUGUACAAACAGCAACUGAGCACAGAACGGGAUCGUCAGCUCGAAGAGUUGAUGGAGAAAAAUGCUGGGUGGAACGAGGAGCGCAGGGAUGCAGCAAAGAGCGACAUUCGCACAAUUGUGAACGCAGCUGGAAAAUCCAACCCAGAACUCAGAAAAGCGACAUUCGCAGACAAAAGGGAUGCAGCAAAGAGUGACAUUCGCAGAGUUGUGAACGCAGCUGGACAAUCUAACCCAGAACUCAGAAAGGCAAAGAUAUAUUCUUGGGAGAAAGGAUUCAUCGAGGAUAAAGAAGACGAAACUACACUUUCUCUGAAGAAAACGAGUUUGCACAAAAGGGAUGCAGCAAAGAGCGACAUUCGCAGAGUUGUGAACGCAGCUGGACAAUCUAACCCAGAACUCAGAAAGGCAAAGAUAUAUUCUUGGGAGAAAGGAUUCAUCGAGGAUAAAGAAGACGAAACUGCACUUCCUCCGAAGAAAACGAUUUUGCGUAAAGACGAUCUGAGGAAAAGCGAGCAAGCACUCACAAAGCAGACACGGAAUCUGUGGGGGAGAGAGGGCUUAAACCUCGCUAUCAAGAGGGCCAAACCCAACACAGGGGGUCCGAGUCUUUCGAGUGGACCAAAAACGCAAGAAGAGGUUGCACUUAAAAAGACCGAAAGGAAAUCGAAAACAAAAAAAGACGCGAAUAAAGAAAAGGCGAAGUCAAUCAGUAGUCAACCUGCUGCUGCAGUUACCACGGACAAUAACACGCAAUCAAGCUCAACGCCCAGACAUAAACAGAAAACGAAACUGAAUAAGGUGGGCAUGUCCACUAAACCUGAGGACAUUUUAGACACAUUCCAGAAUACAAAUCUUGCUCCGGCGGAGUGUGAAAACCUGGCAGACCAAGUAAUCAGCAACUGA
This is a messenger RNA of Symsagittifera roscoffensis, 1803 nucleotides long. RefSeq lists its product as uncharacterized. The record is from RefSeq and is a predicted model, not a curated record. The coding region runs from base 1 to 1803 and encodes 600 amino acids. The transcript is spliced from 8 exons. NCBI's taxonomy places the organism in Eukaryota, Metazoa, Xenacoelomorpha, Acoela, Convolutidae.